Molecule: messenger RNA, 2159 nt
Organism: Pieris rapae (cabbage white)
Lineage: Eukaryota; Metazoa; Arthropoda; Insecta; Lepidoptera; Pieridae
Product: sperm-associated antigen 7 homolog
Exons: 3
Coding region: 756-1457 (233 amino acids)
Molecular function (GO): nucleic acid binding
Source: RefSeq, a predicted model, not a curated record
CAAUGGUCGCCGCUAGUUGUUUAUAGUUUUCGUUAGCAUUUUCCCAAAAAAAAUCUUAUCAUUAUUUCAGUUUCUUUCACCUAUAAUUUAUAAUUAUAACUAUAUACAUAGUUUACUGAAAGAAUAACUGCAUAUUCUUUUGCAGAAUGUUAUUCGGCAAUAGUAAUGGAAACGAAGAUACAAAACCAAGUUAUUGACUUCUUCUCGUUUUUAGAAGAUUUCUACGACACAUCCAAAACGUGUUUGAAAAGUUGCCAAAGCAACGCUGUUUCCAUAAAUAAAAUAAUUCGUCGCUGCAUCAAUAUAAGAGAAGCACAACUAAAAGACACACCUUUGGAAGAAUUUUUGGGACUUCAAAAGAAACUGCUAUCCACACUUAAUAAUUUUAUUAAUAUUGAAAUUCUAGAAAUUCAAAGCCAACUUUCAAUAUUAGAAGAAAAUUUUGAUAAACUCUGCCAUAAAAACAAAAUCCUACAAGAAAGUUGCAGGACUAUUGACUUCAACCAAACAUCACCUUUAGUACGAGGAACACCACUUCAGCCUUGUUUAAAACAAAUAUUGCUUUUCGCAACAGAAUCAGUUACAUUUGGCAGUCAAGUCACUGCUCAAGUAGAAACAUCUUUAUCAGUUCUAUCAUUUAAACAAUUAGAAACAGCACAUUUUGUGGAUCACUUCAAACUCCCAACUCCCUGGAAUAAAAGAAUUCCCGAAAUACUUGCUUACACUUCCUUCUGUCAAGAUAACGUAAUUUAAAAAUGGAUUUAUUAGGAUCAAUCUUAAAUUCUAUGCAAAAGCCGCCAACAGCGAGCGAGGCGCAAAAAACUGCUAUGCGAAACCACAAAGAAGCAUGUGAAAGAAAACAGAAAGAAGAAAAAAUAAUGAUAAAUAAGUUUAGACAGCGGGUAGAAGACAAGAUCAGUAAUUUCAUUAAAGAUGGUACAAAACCACACUUGCAAUUUGAAUCAAUGGAUCAAAGGUACAGAUCUAUAAUACGAGAUGUUGCUGAAACGGCAGGUGUUCAAGUUAUUUCUUUUGGUCAAGAGGGAAUCGACCGAUACUCAGUUAUUUAUCUUAAAGACAAGGGCCCAUCUGAGGAUGAACUAAUGGUGAGGAGAAAUGGAGGUAUUUGGGAUGAGGAAAAAGCUUUGGAAAUGGCAAAAAAACGAGAAUUUGAUAAACUUGCUCAGCAAGAAGACGUAGUAGAAAGAGGAAAGAAGCGUAAAAACAAUGAAGAAUUGAGUGGAACAUUCUAUAAACAGAAAUAUGCUCAUCUUAUUGGCCAGGAGGCAGCUCUUGACGCGGCUCAGAAGACCAAUGUAAAUAAGAGUUACGGGGAAGUCCCAAGUGAAAAUAAGAAGGAUCAAAGAUCCAUUGAACAGACUAUGGCAGAUAUCAAAGCAAAGAAAAUGAAAAAAAUAGAAACAGACAAAAUGUUAGAUGUCACUGAAAAUAUUUAGCAAAUUCUUAGAGUAUAGGUUUAAAACACCAAUCAUAAACUGUUGACUGAGGUAAACACUACAACUUUGUGUUCUUUAAAGCAAUUUAGUAUGGUAGGUUAAUUUAUGCAAAUAACUUCAUGUUUAUUGUUAUAUAAUGGGUACUAUUUGUUUCUUAAAAUAUACAAAUACGUUGAAAACCUUCAAGAGAUUGUAAUUUUAGUAAGAUUAAGAAAAUAUCCAUAAAACAGUUGUAUGAGCAAUUCAGAAUUUUUACUACUUUGUGUUUAUGAUAACCAGGUAUAUGAUUCAAGAAUACGUAAGCGUAUAUGUAAAUUAUGUUUUGUUAACGAAAAACCCGCCGAAUUACUAAACUGCUUUGUCUCUUUCUGUCAAAUUAUUCUUACUGUGAUGAAAAGAGACAGUUGCAGUGGUGAGAUAUUACAUAAUUAUGUGGGAUUAGGGACAGUUAUCAUAAAAAAUCUAUUUAUGAUAUUCUAAACAUUCUAUAGAAAACAUGAUUAAUUUUGUUUAGUCGCAAAUAUUGCGGUUUAUUCAAAUAAUCCGUAAUUUUUCGCGUGGUUAAUGUCUUAUAAUGUAUGAAAUAGCUAGAAAAUUAAAAUGUUUUAUUGCACUGUAAUUUUAGAUAGGUAUUUGUAAAAGUUAUUUUUGUACCUGACAGUACUUGUAAUAGUUAUGGCUGGAUUAAAAAAUAAAAUAUUA